Messenger RNA from Raphanus sativus (radish), 843 nucleotides. RefSeq names its product phospholipase A1-Ibeta2, chloroplastic-like. The record is from RefSeq and is a predicted model, not a curated record. NCBI's taxonomy places the organism in Eukaryota, Viridiplantae, Streptophyta, Magnoliopsida, Brassicales, Brassicaceae. The transcript has a single exon. Bases 1 to 843 code for a protein of 280 amino acids. Gene Ontology annotation, molecular function: glycerophospholipase activity.
AUGCAGAUACUUACGCCUAACACCGACUUAUUCCAUGCACAACGUAGACAUUUUACAUGCAGUGCAAAAACCUCGACGUUGAUCCCAACGAAGCCACUCUCCGUUUCUACGGCGAGGAAAACAAAUAGAGAACAUCUCAGAAAUCUUGAGAACGUUCUUAAAACCUCCUCAACCUCUACAGAUACUCACGACAAUAAUGUAUCUUCUAGCCAAGUACUUAAGACGACAACGUCAACGUCUAAGUUACUAGGAGGUUUGAACUUAGCGAGAAUCUGGCCUCAGAUGAAGGCCGCCGUCGACGAAAUGUCUCCGAAACAUCUAAAGCGGCUUCAAAGACUUCUCUCAAAAUCAUCCGAGGAGCGUUCGCCCAAGAGUAAACUCGGGUCUAAAUGGCGGGAGCUACACGGGUCGAACAACUGGGCCGGGUUGCUUGAUCCUCUAGACGAGGAUCUCCGGCGAGAGCUCGUCCGUUACGGAGAGUUCGUGCAGGCGGCUUAUCACGCGUUUCACUCCGACCCGGAAGGCUCGCCGAGAGACGUCGACGCGUUACCUGACGGAUCAUUUAAAGUGACGAAGAGCCUUCACGCCACGUCAUCCGUUCGUUUACCUAAAUUGAUCGAUGACGUGGCGCUUGAUCUGAGGUGGAUGACUAAACAGACGAGCUGGGUUGGGUACGUGGCCGUCUGCGAUGAUCCGACGGAUGGGGAGGUGAUGGUGGUGGGUGAAACCUCUGCUUCCUCACGGUGUCUUCAUCCGCUUCCACGUCGGACUUCCUUAGGUAAAGGCGUCAACUUUGUCGGUGAAGAUGACGUCAAAUUCACCCGAGUCUUGAUCAACGGCUGA